Scedosporium apiospermum is the source of this 1050-nucleotide messenger RNA. RefSeq lists its product as uncharacterized. Gene Ontology annotation, molecular function: oxidoreductase activity, acting on NAD(P)H. The coding region runs from base 1 to 1050 and encodes 349 amino acids. The transcript has 2 exons. The record is from RefSeq and is a predicted model, not a curated record. NCBI's taxonomy places the organism in Eukaryota, Fungi, Ascomycota, Sordariomycetes, Microascales, Microascaceae.
AUGAAGGAAGCUCUUGUUUCCAAAGGACCAUCCGUCCAAAUUGUCGACAGUCCCGUCCCCGAACCUAAUGACGACCAAGUCCUUAUCAAGGUGGUCAUCAGCGCUUCCAAUCCUAAGGACUGGAAGCUGCCCGAGCUGCGAAACCAAACCACCAACUCGGGCGAUGACUUCGCUGGUAUCGUGGAGAAGGUUGGCGCCAAUGUUUUCGAGUUCAAGCCUGGAGACCGCGUUGCUGCUUUGCACGAAAUCACUGCCGCCGCGGGGACUUACGCCGAGUAUUCGCUUGCUUCCCAGCACACGACCUUUCAUAUUCCAAAGGAGACCACCUUCGAGGAAGCGGCCGGCAUCCCACUCGCUUCCAUGACCGCCGCCGUUGCUCUCUACCAACAUCUCGCCCUGCCGCAACCGUGGGCCUUGCCACCUCCUAAUAACAACGUUCGCGAGGUCCCACUGGUAAUAUACGGAGCCUCCUCUGCGGUCGGCUUCUACGCCCUCCAGCUCGCUCUGCGGAGCAAUAUUCACCCUAUCCUUGCUGUCGCCGGUCGCGCGACUGACCAUGUCAAGCAAAUGAUCGACCCUGCCAAGGGAGAUGUCGUAGUCGACUACCGCGCUGGUGAGUCGGCUGUUAUUGCGGCUCUCAGGGAGGCACUCGAUGGCAAGUCGCCUCUCCGAUACGCAUUCGACGCCGUAUCUGAGGGCGACAGCGCCAGUACCAUAGCGCAGCUCUUCAGGGAUUCCGGGGACGGCAAGGAAGCAAAGUUUACUUCCGUAGCACCUGGCAACAAGGAUGGAGUACCGGAGUAUGUGGAGCAGACCAUGACGUUUGUCGGCAGCGUGCACAGAACCCCUGAAGCUAAGGACCUCGCCUACGUGUAUUUCCGCUACAUCGCGCGGGGUUUGCAAGAAGGUUGGUUCCGUGGGCAGAGGACGGAAGUUGUUCCCGGUGGCCUGAAUGGGAUUCAGACUGGACUGGAGAAUCUGAACGGCGGGAAAGCGAGUGCAGUUAAGUACAUUUACAGAAUUGCAGAGACGGUGGGUAUUGAACAGUAA